Galleria mellonella (greater wax moth) is the source of this 3602-nucleotide messenger RNA. Its product is annotated as BRCA1-A complex subunit Abraxas 1-like. The record is from RefSeq and is a predicted model, not a curated record. Lineage: Eukaryota; Metazoa; Arthropoda; Insecta; Lepidoptera; Pyralidae. Gene Ontology annotation, molecular function: microtubule binding; polyubiquitin modification-dependent protein binding. The transcript is spliced from 3 exons. Gene Ontology annotation, biological process: protein K63-linked deubiquitination; mitotic spindle assembly; attachment of spindle microtubules to kinetochore. The coding region runs from base 341 to 1522 and encodes 393 amino acids. Gene Ontology annotation, cellular component: nucleus.
GAUAAUGGCUGAAAUGAUGAUGGACAGCGCCGAUUCUCAAAUAAUGCAGUGAUUAUUUAUUUUUACACUGUGGGUAAUUCCACAGUUCCAGUUUCUUUGGUUGAUAUUGUUAGAACUGCGACCAUACAAAUAGAUUAAUGAUCAUUCAAAUAUAAAUACAUAAAUAACUAAUCUGUACAGCCAAAAAUGAAAAUAAAUUAAUUUUAUUGGUUUAUCUUGUUAUUUUUCAAAUACAUUUCGCAUUAUAGAUUUCAGUUGAUUUCUUUAACAUACUAAUUAACAAGUGCUAAUCAUAAAUAUCUAGUAUAAAGUAUUACAUGUUAAGUAAAUAGGUUUUGUGAUGGCUUACACAGAAAAAGUGUCACUCAGUGGCACCGCGCUUUCAUUUUUAUUGUACGAAUGUGUAAAUUCUGUAAAUAGUCAGGAAGGAUUUCUCAUAGGAGAUGUCUCAUCAGAAAUAACCAAUCACAUAUCAGAUUCACAAAGUGAUAACGCUAGACUCGAUACGCAGAUAGUGAUAAGGACUGUAUUACCAUUGCCUACUGUUUCGUUGUUUUAUUUCCCUACAGGCAGAAUAAGAGAGGAUGUUCUUGCAGGCUUGCUCUCUAAUACAGCCAGUGAAGUUGUUGGCUGGUAUAAGUACAGAAAAAAUACCAAUAUCAAGCCUACAUUCAGGGAUAAAUUAAUAUCAAAGGGACUUCAAAAAUACUUUGAAAAAUAUCAUGGAAAAAAAACAUUUGUCACUUGUAAUUUAUCAAAUAAAUGUUCAUCUUCUGGAUCCACACACAUGUUUACCUAUAGAUUUGGGAAAAUAAAUUGUUAUGAUAUGUAUGAGUACAUUGAAGAUGUAACUGCAAAUUUAGGUGAAAAACUAACUGGAUACAAAAAAGCACAUAAACUACCUCCACAGAGUGUUUUUAAUAAAAUUGUAAAAGACAGUAAUGUACAAGCCAAUGCUUCAACUGAUGCCAUAUUGCGUAUUCAAGAAGCUGUUGAUGUCCGACUUAUAAAAGAAGCUAAAAUUGCAGCAAAAAAUGAAUGUACUAUCAGAGAAUUAGAAGCAGAAAUAAAGCAAAUGAGUACCAUAUUAGCUGAAAAACAAGCCUCAGAUUUGCAAGCUGCUUAUGACAAAAUAAAUGCAGAGAAAUUUAAAGUCAACCAAAUUGAAUUAGCUGAAGCCUGCAUUGAAGCAUUGAAAACCCCUCCAGAUGUUGAUAUUUUGAAUAUCCCAAACAUUUUAAUGAAUAGCAACCAUAUAACAAAUAAUGAAAUUCAUAGCCAAUUUGAGAAUGACAUUGUAGAUAGAAGUCCAAGCCCUGUAUUAAUGUCAGCAAACUCAACAAAACCAUUAUUGAAUUAUGCUGCAGCUUUGAAACAUAAUAAAGAGACACCUUCAACUAGUAAACAGAACAACUUCAAUGAUGAUUUAAUAAGUUUUGAUGUUGAAGACAAACAUACGAAAAAAACAUUAAUUAUCAAUGACGAUGUGAAAUGCUUAGGAGACAGUUCACCUGAGUAUUGACAAGUGCCUUAUCAAUUAAAAUUAAUAACCUGAAUAUGUUACCAUAUUAGUAUUAGUAAACAGAAGUUUUCAUAAUAUUACUCAUUUCUCAAUUUGUUACUAAUACUCAAGUUCUGUAUGAAAUAAUGUUGUUGCUGCUUAAUAUUUUUAAUGUAUAUAAGUAAUACAGUCUAUUAAUUUAAUGCCAAUAUUAGGUUGCAAAAGUAAUAAUUUUCACAAAAAGUAAUUCUUGAUUUACAACUUUUGUAAUUUUGUUUUAAGUUGAACAAUGGAAAAUUUAUGGGUAUGGAUAUUAAUCUGUCACUGAGAAUUAUUGUCUUGUCAAGUUUAUAAUAGAAUUUCUUAUUUCAAUAUAUUUAUUGAACUGUGCUAAUACAUAUAUGGACAAAAUAUUUUAACUAAAACUAUUAUAAACAUUAAAAGUACAGACUCUUCUAGAAUACCUAGCCUAGUUUCUACUGAGCUUACACCAAAUGAAAAAAAAAUACAGUAUUGAGCAAAAAACACAGUUCUGUAUAAAACAUAAAUUUAUCAAAUCAAUAAUUCUGUAAUUUUGUAACUAUUAUUAAUAUAAUUAUGUAUGAUAAACCCAUAACUGCAUGAUAUAAAUAAAAAAAUUCUUCAUAUUAGGGCAUUCAAAAAAUUAUUAUUGAUACUUAUUAUGUCUGAGUGCAUCAUAUCUAAAUAGAUUUUAUUGAAAACUGUUGUGAAAAUAAUGAAAAAAUACUUAUGACUGUAAACCAACAAAGUGUAAACAAAGAAAAUGUUGAAUGUUAUUGUAAAAAACAUAAUGUUCGUCUUACCCACAUUUCUUUGACUUAGUAGAAUCUAACAUUAACAUUAUUAUCAGUUAAAUACAUCAGGUUAACUAUAUAUUACAUUGACAGUAUAUAUCACUAGCAGAAAAUAGUAUGAAUUAAGAAACAAACAGAUAUGGCUUACAACUGAGUGUUGGAAUAAAAUUUAGUCUAACGAUCCUUCAAUAUAAUGAAACAUACCCAUUUUUUAUACUUUGUUAUUCUAUAAAAGAUUUGUAACUUGUCGCCACCAUUGGGUAUCUAUAAUUAUAUUGUUAUGUUAAAUGUUAAAACCAUACUACUUUUUAGUAUAAAUAUUAUUUUUGUAAUCAUUAUUUUUUAUUUUUGUUUGUAUACCAAACUUAUUUUUUAUUCACACACAGUUCUGUAGCACAAUUUCAAAUUUCUUUUUUUCCCCAAUAUAAUAUUAUCUACUGUCGACAAAUGCAUAGUUUACGAGUCAAAUAGUCCUAUGUAUUUAUGGGUUUUCUCAGUUAUUGUAUGAACUAUUUUUUUAAAUCUAAUUGUUGUCUAUCAAAUCUUAGUUUCUUAACUGGAAUAUUGUUUAUUUAAGGAUGUAUAGUUCCUAAGUAUACAGGACACGAGAGUGAAUUCAAUUUGUUUAUAGUUUUUAAACUCACCUACAUUCUCCCUAUCAAAUAAAUCUCUCAUAGUCAAAAUGUAAAGUACUCAUUUCACUAUUCCAUUCGAUAUUAUGCAGUUUUCCACUAAUUUGGGGAUUUACAUUUGAACGCAAUUUUAGUGGUGACCAGAUUCAAACCCAUAACCAUUGAAUUCCUUCCAGUGCAAAUAGUUAAAGCGUCCCUGAAUCACAAAAAUAAAGAAUCCUUAUUCUUAUGGUAAGCAUUAUUACAUAGACUCGAUGUUUUACCACGUUUCGGAGUGAUAAGAGAUAAUCAUUUUUAUAUAUUUGUAUUUUUUGAAAUAAUUAUGAAGAUUGUUAUAUUUGUAAUUAUUAGUGUUAGGAUUUUAAUAAUCUGCCAAAACUGUAUAAAUUAACUUAUCUAAUAGGUUAAAGCAUUUUUUUUCUCAUUUUGUAUAUCAUGCUCACUGUAACAUCAUAAGUUGUAAACUUUCAAACAUUAAAAUCUUAGUAAGUACUUUAUUUAGAUUAUAAUGACAAAGAUAUAAAAAACGUGUAUUAUAAAAUAAUUACAAAAUAUUUUUGUAAAUAAGGUAGCAUUGAAAUAAAAGAAUAUGAUAAAUCAAGUAAUUUUAUUUGAAAAUAACAUUACAAAAUACAUUACAAUAAAUUAAUUUAA